This is a messenger RNA of Eruca vesicaria subsp. sativa (arugula), 441 nucleotides long. The record is from the annotation of a GenBank genome assembly. NCBI's taxonomy places the organism in Eukaryota, Viridiplantae, Streptophyta, Magnoliopsida, Brassicales, Brassicaceae.
AUGACGACAGUAACAAGUAUGAGUCGGGAUCCUUGGUUCUUGUCUUCUUCCUUGUCAAAGUCUGAUCGUGCGGCUGCGUUAAAGAUUAGAUUUGCAGACAUAAUUGUGAAGUUGAGUAGCAACAAGUCCGAGGCUUUGAUGAAGAUCACAAGGGAGAAGGAGUUUCUAGAAAGGAACCAACUUGAAGAGAAAGCAAUGAUGGAAGAAAGAAUGAAAAUCAGACAAGAGGAAAGGCUUGCGGUCAUAAAGGUGGAAGAAGAAGCAAGAUCAAAGCGUAAGUUCGAACAAGAUUCCUCGAUUACCGAGAAAGAACUGAUAAAUCUCAUUGGCGGCUCCCGCAAGGCAAGAGAUCGAUCUUUGCUUAAACAGUUUGGGUUGGUUUUAAAAGCUAAUAUCGAUGAUGAUCUUCUUAGUGAUCUUGAAGAAGGUGGAAUCUUUUAG